AUGAGAGUAAUUGGCCAUCGAGGUGGAGGAUAUGAUUAUCCAGAAAACAGUCUAUCAGCUUUUAAUAAUUGUAAAGCUAAAAGUUGCAAUACUGUGGAAAUGGACUUGAUGCGGACAAAAGAUAACAUUCCUAUUAUAUUUCAUGAUGAAACUAUUGAAAGACUUACCGGUAAAAUUGGUAGUAUUAAAGAUAUGACUUGGGAUGAAUUAAAAGAAUUAGAUAUAAGUUAUAAUCAUCCUCUCAGAGAAACUUUUAAAGGUACUGAGAGAAUAUUAUUAUUCAACGAAGCAAUAGAACAAUGUUUGAACAACGAUCUUAAUAUAUUAAUUGACAUAAAAGAUUCAAACUUAGACUUUGUUCAAAUAAUAAUUGAUGCCUAUAAAAAAUAUCCAAAGUUAUAUGAAAAAGCUUUUAUAACAAGUUGUUUUCCUGUUACUAUUUAUAUGAUAAGAAGACGUGAUCCACGAAUAAUAACAUGUUUAGCAUUUGAACCAAAAGUAUUUUCACAAAUAGUCAAUGACAGUUUAAAAGAACAUGGUCUAACACGCACAAAAAAUCCAUUUAAAAAUUUAUCUAUUUUUUUACUUGACAUUUUACACGAAUGGGCAUUAAUGCGUUUCACUUAUUUCGUUCUCGGCAUCUCAUGUGUUCUUCUACACAAAGAUAUAAUUAGUCCGUACGUAAAAAAAAAAUAA
Microplitis demolitor is the source of this 696-nucleotide messenger RNA. RefSeq names its product glycerophosphodiester phosphodiesterase 1. NCBI's taxonomy places the organism in Eukaryota, Metazoa, Arthropoda, Insecta, Hymenoptera, Braconidae. Gene Ontology annotation, molecular function: phosphoric diester hydrolase activity. The transcript is spliced from 4 exons. Gene Ontology annotation, biological process: lipid metabolic process. Bases 1 to 696 code for a protein of 231 amino acids. The record is from RefSeq and is a predicted model, not a curated record.